This is a messenger RNA of Zeugodacus cucurbitae (melon fly), 4668 nucleotides long. RefSeq lists its product as uncharacterized. The record is from RefSeq and is a predicted model, not a curated record. Gene Ontology annotation, molecular function: DNA-binding transcription factor activity, RNA polymerase II-specific; RNA polymerase II cis-regulatory region sequence-specific DNA binding. Gene Ontology annotation, biological process: regulation of transcription by RNA polymerase II. The coding region runs from base 181 to 4629 and encodes 1482 amino acids. Gene Ontology annotation, cellular component: nucleus. NCBI's taxonomy places the organism in Eukaryota, Metazoa, Arthropoda, Insecta, Diptera, Tephritidae. The transcript has 3 exons.
UUUUGGAAAAAAUUUAUAAUAUUUAGUAAACUUUCUAAUGAAAUAAAGGAAAUUCAAUAAAAACAAUAAAUAAUUAUAUAAAAAAAUUAAAUUGUAUAGCUAAACUGUGUAAACUAAAAGUUAACUGAACUUCAACAAAAAGAAAACAAUCUCAAUUAGAAAGAUAGCAAACGACUCAACAUGUCUGCCACCAUGAAAGUGAGCCCACCAAGUCUCAGCAUAUCACCGUUGAGCGCCGUAAAAGUGUCAUUCCCCAGCAGCUCGCCAACUAACGGUAACAACAACAACAACGAUAGCAGUAGCAACAACAUAAAAAGUGUCAGUCAUACCACAAUGUUGCCACAAAUUAAAUUGCCACCAGCUUCACCGCUCUAUUCACCACUUUAUCCAGCCAUGGAUGCCAUAGCAUCUACACCUAAUAAUUAUGCUAAUAGCAGCAGCAACAGCAACAACAACAGCAACACAAGCAGUAGCAACGGCAAUAACUGUGCGCUACUCAUGUCACCGCCGCUCAGUGCACACAUGUUAAGUGCCAAGACUGAGCAGGAUAACUACCAAGAAUCGGCAAUUGUGCAACAACAUCAGCUCAGCCUUCAACAGCAGCAACAACAACAACAGAGCGUUGACUUUCUUGCACCGAAUUGUAAUUUGAAAGCAGCUUACGGCGGCAGCAGCAGUCACAGCUAUACGGACUUCACCAGCGCUGAGUUGAGCUUUCCGGAUUUUUCGCUCAGUUACAUGGUUGAGACGCCCACAUCGGUUUAUGGUAGCUGCAAUAGCAACAACAACACAGUGGAUUGUAUAACUGGUAGUCAAUGUGGCGGCAGCGGUGGCAACGCUUCGUCGACUAACGUCAGCUUUUGCUGUGCUGACAGCGAUGAGGUCAUGUUGCAACAGCAACAACAACAACAGCAAUAUAAUCGACAAAAGCAGACAGCUUGCCAGGGCGGUGGUAGCAACGCCCAGGAUGUGUUCCGUUUCGAGCCGGAGGAUAUAGCACGUUUAAUAUCGGCAGAUUGUGAGACAAGCUGCAGCUUUGUGAACUCACCGGCAACGGUGGGUUCAGUUAUGCCGCAAGGUGGCGGUUUGUCGGUGACAAAUAGUUUACAAGCGUCUUUUUCGCCACGCACGCCCUACAGUCCUUACGUCACAGCGACGACUUACGCACCGUGUAGUGUGCCUCCCUCGCCGGCAAUGGUGGGUGGCAUUGUGCUGGCAGAUGGAAAUUAUCAGGCGCUACAACAACAACAGCAGCACCAACAGCAAAUGUCAACGGUGUUCGGUGGCGUUGAGAGCAAUUGCAGUAACAGCAAUAGCAGUUGCGACCUCGGUGACAGUCAAAUGUUGUCGGCCGGCACUGUGACCACUGACUGUUUGAACUUGGACAUCGAAUACUACAACUAUGAUGAAAUCAAUUGUCAAUCGAAAAAUCAGUCACCCUGCUCUUCGCCACCGCUCGACCCCUGGAUGACAUUAAAUCUAGCAGACACGAUUGCGAAUGCCGCAGCGGCCGAGACGGCGGCAGCGCAAGCUCAAUUGAAACAUUCACCGAAGCCGAGCAACACCAGCUACGCCUAUCAGUCGUACGACACGCAGUACAUGCCACAACUAACGCCGGAGAUUAAACAAGAGUCGACGACUAUUAAGUUGCCCUCGAUGAUGUCCACCUUUGGCACGCCUAAAUAUGAGUCUGUCUACAACUAUGACUACGCCUUUGGGCAUGAGGAGAUCUCCACACAGCCACCGCAGUACCAGUGUCAGCAGCAGCAACAACAGCACCAACAGCAAAUACAAGAGAAAUGGCUGCCAUACGGCUCCACCGCCGUGCCGGUUACUGCGGCUGUUGUACACAAUUACGAUCAUUUGCCCGAGAACUAUCAAAACUGCAAUUUGUUGCAUGCGGAAAAACCGAAUCGUGAACACAAAAUCAUUUGGACCAUCGACGAGUUGGACGAGAUGCAUGAGGAGCUCAUCGAUGAGCUCUGCUCGGCCAGCACCAAACAAUCGAAUCACAUGAGCGGCGAUGAGGAUGUCGAUGUGGACAUUGCUGGCUAUUUCGAAGAGGAGAACUCACUCGACUUCGCCCUGCAGGCGGCGAGCAGCGAACGUGCAUUUGAUGAUGUAAAUGAGGAUGAUAACGAUUCUGUGUUUCACAUUAGCGACUGCGCCGGCAUCAACUCAAACACCAACAAUAAAAAUCAAUUAGAACAACAGCCGGCACGUCGUCGUCGCCGUUACACUUCACCGGGCGUUGAAAAGAAAUCAACUUGCCAUACGAGUUAUGAUGCACACGCUCGUGGCGCUGUGGCGCAACAAGACUUAGAACAAAUGGAUGCCUACAUCGAUGAGCCGCAAAUAUGCCGUUGGACCGAUUGUAAUGAGGAAUUUCCCAACCAAGCUGAAUUUGUGGCGCAUAUCGAGAAACGUCAUGUGGACGCGAAAAAGCGUGAAGAUUUCUCCUGCUUUUGGUUGGACUGUCCACGUCGCUAUAAGCCCUUCAAUGCGCGCUACAAGCUCUUGAUACACAUGCGUGUGCACAGUGGCGAGAAGCCGAACAAAUGUCCGUUCCCCACUUGCAACAAGGCAUUCUCACGUUUGGAAAAUUUGAAAAUUCAUCAGCGCUCUCACACCGGCGAACGUCCGUACGGCUGCCAAUAUAGCGGUUGCCUGAAAGCUUUCAGCAAUAGUUCGGAUCGUGCCAAGCAUCAGCGUACACACUAUGAUACGAAACCCUACGCCUGUCAAUUGGCCGGCUGCACGAAACGCUACACCGAUCCAUCGAGCCUGCGUAAGCAUGUGAAAAAUCACGCGCUUCGCAAUGCCAACGGCCAUUUGGGACGACGAAAGUCAGCGAGCGCGGCAAGUGCCAGCAGUGGCAACAAAAAAGUCAACAACAACAACAAUGGCCAACUGGCAACAGCAAAAAUGCGCCGCCACUCGGAAUCAUCACUGGCGCAUGCAACAACAGUGCAAAUAGCCAGCGGCGCGACAUUAGAGGCGCAAAUAGCAACAACAACAACAAAUGUUGCAACAUUACCAACAACAACAACAACAACGGUGGCAACAAAAGCAUUAGCGCAAACGACACUAAUUGGCAGCAAAUUAAUGAAUAAUACACAGAGUCAGUGUCAGAGUCAGCAGUCAAUGCAACAGUACACACAAACACGACAGCAGCGCAGCAAUAGUUGCAGUGAGAUGUCAACACAUUACAACAAUGGCAAGAACAACAUGAACAAUAAGCUCUCUCAUUAUGAUAAUCACGAUGAGUUAAUGACAGCAACAACUCAAGCGACAACAACAACAGCAAUUGCUGUGCAGCCUACCCAACUAUUGGCAGGCGCAAUGUCAACAUCAACACCAACAACAACAACAACAACAGCGGCGACGACGCCCAUGUACAAGGCAUCAACAGCCAUGUCAUAUACGAUGCGGCAACAUGCCAAUAAUGCGUUGAGUAUCAACAGCAACAGCGGCAACAUGGCCGCAUUAUUUGUUGCCACGACUAAUACCAGCGGUGGCAAACACAACAACAACAACAACAACAACAACAACAACCACAACACCGUUGGCAAUGCGAAACAACACGAGUACACCACAAAUGGUAGCAAAAGCAAUUCGAUGAACUUUAAUGAGUUGUCAAAUUGCAUUGUAACCAUCGAACACAAUCAAAAUGAGAAUUCAAUUGAUUGCAGUGACGACAACAACAGCAACAGCAACAGUGACAACAAUGAAGCCAUUAACAAGUCCACGGGCGCUGGGCAUGUGGCAUAUGGCAUGCGACGCCACGACACACAGGAAAUGGAUACGAUGAGUGUGUGCAGCAACAACAGCAACAGCAGUGGCAGUAGCAACAACAACAAUAGCCACUGCAGUUGUAGCAGCAAUAAUGAACAUAUCAAUCAAUUAAAAGAACUUGGUCAAUUUUUGGUAUUAAGCCCAAAGGCCACGAACAACGACUGUAGCAACACAGUCGACGACGACGACGCCAACAAACAGUCAAUAACGUGUGCAACAACAGCGCAUACCGUUGCAUGGCAUACACCAACUAAUUGCAACAAAUAUAUGGUUCAUACAAAUACCGCUAAUAUAACGGCUAUUAGCAACAUUAGCGCGGAUAUGACGCAAUCCACAGCGGUGAAGGCACGCACAGCUGCAACGUCGACGGCAGCAGUGGCAGCAACAGCGACAGCGUGUAAGCAUAUUAACAGCAAUGCCACCACCAUCACCAUCACCACACCACCGCGGGCACCAUUGGAGGAGUUCGUCUCGUUCGAGUAUGUGAAACGCAUGUUGGCCGACACAUUCGAGCAGGAGGCGGCCGAUAUCGGCGAUAGUCCCAGCGGUAAUGAUACGUAUGCGGCAGCCAAUAAACAGCCGACAAUGAAGGCCGCAAAUAAUGUGGCUGUCGAAGGCGCUGUCGCCGGCGACGCGGCACAAGCCAUUAGCGCAAAUAAACAAUGCAGCAACGCUGUAGCGCAAACAGCUAAUGGACAAAAUGCCGACGUGGCUGAAAGCACUUGUGCCAAUAGCAACAACAACAACAAAAACAACAGCAGCAACAGUGCUGCCAAUGCCGGAUCGGAUUAUGCAAAUAAUUUCGAAAUGGAUUAUUUGCAGAGUUUCAUGUAGUGCCGACGCGUGUGCUUUGCUCACACACAUACACACACA